CGCCGUCCGGACCCGAGCGAAAGGGUCUCGCCGCUCUUCAGUCGUUGGACCACGCGCAACUCUUCCGGGUGUCGAGUGAAUCGGAUCCGCUCUCCGAGCACUCUUCAUUAAUUUUCCCGCGCCCGAACCAUACAUACGCUUGCGUACGCUCGUAUCGGCGCCCGGUGUUUAAUAUUAUUAUCGGUUUUUUUUAAAUUUUUUUUUAUUUCCGAAAGUCGACAGACCGAAGACGCCUUAGACGUGCCUUAGAACGCGCCUAGACGUGUUCCGUACGGUCGUUGUUUCGCCCGUGCGUUUUUCGUGCAUUUGUUUCGCGGACAAUAGACCGCCGAGAGUUUUUAAUAAUAAUAAUAAAAAAAAAAAAAAAGUUCAAUAUUUUAAUAAAUUAUGGCCGUGCCGUUCGACUUUGAUGAAAUACACCCCGAAGGAAACCACUUCACGGUUAUUCAAAAUUUGCUCAGAGAAAUGUUGACUUUGCUCAGAUGGCUGCCGUGGACCGCUAGUGGUGAGUGUUGAUUUUCGUGUAUUUAUCGAUUAAGCGCGGAGUCGGGAACGACGACGUUUUAUGCCGGGGUCUGUUCGAAUUUUUCGGCGGGGAAAAAAAAAUUAAUUUGCGCGAAAAAAAAAACAAUCGUCGUCGGUGAUAGGAAAAAAAAACAACGAAUUUUCUUCGACUAACAAAACGCGUUGUUUGUAUUAUUAUUUUUUCCGACGAAUCGGAAUUAUUAUUUAUUUAUUUAUUUUUUUUUUUUUCUUGUAUUUCGAUACAUAUUUCGCGACGAGACCUCGCGAACGUUGCAAAAUAAAUAUCCACGUGUGGGGAAUUAUAAAAAAAAAAAAAUUACGUAAACGUUUCCGUUGUUGCCGCGGCGGACGUUUGCGAAACGCCGGGCGGAAUAAAAGCCCGGAUCGCGAGUUCACGAGAUUUUCCGGCCGGCGGAUCGCGGACGAAAUACGGGGUGAAAAAAAAUUCGCCGACGACGAAAAAUGGGUGUUGGAAAAAAAAAAUCCGUAAAAAAAAAAAAAAAAUCGCCCGACAUUGAUAGUGUUCCGGUCGGUCGAAAAAAUUUCCCGCGUUCGCCGGUACCAAAGGUCACCCACCCGGACGGACGCGUACCGACGGAAUAGGACCGGGCGCGCUGCUGACUCGCGCGGCUAAGGCGGCGGCCGUCUCGUCCUCGAGAGGCGCGCGCGAUGUGAACGACCCAAUACCCGGCGGAUCGUCUUUAUUCGACGGUUUUUUAUUUUUUUUUGUUGUUGUUAAUACCGUGGGCCGGUAUUAUUGUAACGUUUAAAAAAUAUAAUAUCGUACGCUGAAAAAAAAAAAACCGUCUGGGUACACAGUGAAAUAACUUUCGUUCUGUAUACUUUCCGAAGUAUUUUUUGUUUUUUUUUUUUCCGGUUUUCUCGUCAUAAGUUUAGGUAUGUAUAGGAACCGCUUGUAUAUUUUUCUGAAAUCCAAAACGAAACGAGUUUUUACUGCAGCCAAAUACCGUAACAGAAUUUGAAACAUAUAUUUUCGGCGUGUCAUAAUAUUAUAAUAAUAUCUACUGACGACGAAUCCGUUGGAUUUCUACGUUAUUUUUCGUAGUUUACAAAAUAUACCGUCGCCGAAAUGUACUAUUUUUCACGGUAAAUUUUGCAAACCGUUAAAUAUUGUUCAGGAUAGGCAACAAAAACUGUAUCAUUUAAAUUGUCGUUGACUUCAAAAAAUCGUAAAAAAUCAACUAUCCCGGAUUUUGUAAAAAUGAUUUUUCAAAAAAAAAAAAAAUUAAUUAAAUGUUUUUUUUUUUUGCUUUUAUGAAAAAAAUAAAACAAUCGAGGAAUGUUGAGACUCUAGUGAUUGUCUCGAGAGAAAAUAAAAACUUUAAAAAUAUCGAACUGGAAAAAAAGUUCCCGGGUCGACGCUUGAAAAAUUUGAAUUUUUUUCUCCCACCUCGCCACCAAAGUGUUCCCCUGUAUUUUAUUGGGAACUCCGAUUUUUUUCGUCCCCGCGCCGAAAUUCUUAGAGUAUUUUAAAAUUGUUCGAAAAUUAAUUAAACGCCGUGGAAGAGUUUUUCCGAUUGGAAUUUCAAAUUUUCCGUCACCCCGGUACGUUUAAAAUAUCGAAAAGAAGUUUCAAAAAAAAUCCAUUUUUAAAUAUCAGUCCGAUAUUACAUAAUAUACUCGUAGCGAUUUUUUAGCGCGUGGGUUUUAUUUUUGUUAAUCGUAUUCCGGCCAUAUUCGGCUUUUAUUAACCGGUCAACUUGUUAAAUGGAAAUUGAAAAAAUAUAAAAAAUCAAAAAGUUAAAAAUAAAAAGUUUAAAUUUUCAGACCGCCGUUUUGUUAUGAUCCUUUUUAAAAAAAAAAGUUGGUUAUCACUUAUUACCGUCGCACACAAUACUCGAGCGUUCGAAAAAUUUGACAAAGGUCGGGAAAUAAAAUAAAUGAAAAAAUGAUAAUAACCGAAAAAAAUUCAAUCUUAAUCUGCGGUGGUUUAUAAUAAAAGUCGACAUUUUUUUUUCGGUCUGACAGAAAUUCAACGGAUUCGCUUAGUUAGAAUUUUUUUUUUUUUUCUGCGGGGUGGUCUUAACAUAAAAUGUAUCAUCACUAAUUACCGGAUAAUUGGUCGGAGGAAAAAACAACUAAAACUUAUUAAGUAGAAAAUUAAAGUACCGUCCGAUUUUUCAGUAAGAAGCUUAAAUUUCGGUUGAAGGGGGGUGAGGGGAUAAAAGACUUUCGGUUAUUUUUAUUUUUUUUGAAUUUUUUUUCAUUGGCUCUCGCGUCGUUAUCUUCGAUUUGACGAGCGGGGGAGUAAAAUAAAUAUCUCCGAUUCCCCGACGUCGUCGUCGUCGUCGUCGAAAACGACGUUUCGUCUGAUAGGAUUGCGGACUGGACACGAAAAAAAUAAACGAAUCGCUUUUCUUGCGAAAUUUCCGUCGGCCCCUAUUGUUUCCCGCGCGUGAACAAUGAAUUGAAGUCAACAAGUCGCGGACCAAGGCCGCGGUUUUGAGCGCGCGACGUAUUGGUUUUUUCUAAGCGCCUCGGGAUGUUAUCAGAACGCGUUUGGAAUUAUUUUUUGGUUUUUUUUUUUUCAGAACAUCUUGAGAAUAUCGCCCUAUUGAUUCUUGUCCGUAAUGUUCUUCGUAGACGAAUUUACCAACGUAGAGGUAGAGAAUAAUCGCGCGUGUCUGCAGCGCCCGGCCGAAAAAGACCGGACUCGUCCACCGUCGCCGCACCACCAGUAGGUUUUGUCGAUAAAAUAUCAAUAGUUUUACAUUUCCCGGCGACGAAAAUAGUAACGCGCAUAGUAAUAGCCGGCGUUGUUUACGGGCAAAAUCGGCCAACGUCACGUAUAGAAAACCCGAAUUCGCGGGUAACAACGUGCGAUAUUUUCCCGUCCGUCCGUCGGUUUUUUUCGGGUCGACUUUUAUGUAUUUUUCGGGGACGACGUACAACGGAUUCGCGUACCUCUAGCCGUCACGUUUCGCACGCUCGUGUCUCGUUUGGUAAUAGGAAUAAUGUCGAUACGAAAAAAAAAAAAAAAAAACAACUAAAGGAAAACCGAUCGCACUACGUUCUGGACUUUACGCCAAACGUGUUCGAUACUAACCGCGCGAAAUUCGGAUACACGCGAAUGCCGGCGACUCGACGCCGAGCCAAUUUUCGACGUUAUACCGUCGUGCGCGUUUGUUCGCGAUAUUGUAAUGUCGACCUCCCGGGGAGACCGGACGGUAUACGGAGAAAAGCUCGUUCGCACUCGUAAUAAAACGAAUAUAGGUGUGCGAAAUAAACGAAAGCGUACCCGCCAAUCACUUGGAUUGCCUAUUACAGCCCGCCACAACGGUGAGAAACAAUUAACGUUAGGGUUUACACCGCGGAGGGUAACAACAAUAAUAUUUAACUUACUAAAAAAAAAAAAAAUCCGCCUUCCGUACCGAAAUCCCGUCUGUUUUACAUUAUCGAUGCGCAUAUUCGAUUUAAACGGGCCGAGUCACGCGCACGGCGAAAUGGAUUUAUCCGGAUGUCGGGGACGGCACGCGAAAGACGUACAACAAUAUUCAAUGUUAUUGCGUUUCGCGCCUAAAACCUUUUCUCUUUUUGUCGUUUUUAUUCCGGAAUCGGUUUUGAUCGGGACGUUUUAUUUGUUUGUUCACAGGCAACCCUUUGCCGAACUCCACGCUCGACAACCCGUUCGUUCCCCCGUACCUCAUACAAGACUUUCCGGUCAUCCAGCGCCUGAUGGAGGGCGUGGAACGCGUGCGACAACAAGUCGAACGGGAGGAUCUCCGCGAACAGCAACACCAGAUCCACCUGGAACGCCUGCGACAGCUCCGACAACGGGCCCAUCAAAUCCGCCAGCAAGAGCGCCAGCAAGAGCGCGAGCAGCGGCGCCAGCAACAGCAGCCCGGCUUUUUGCCCGACUUGGUCGCGUCGUCCGUGGCCAUUCCGGGGCCCGCGCCACGGUUGGAACCGGAUCUUAUAAGACGACCGGAAAGGCAGCCGGCACCGGAGCCGCAACCGGAACCGGAACCGGCACCGGCACCGGCACCGGCACCGGAUCCCGUGCCACGAUCACCGCCACAACCGAGAGGCGCAUACAGACGCAAGAAACACGUCAAGGUGGAAUCGGUCAGAAUCCAGAUGUGUCCGUCGUGCAGCUUAAACGGAGGCACAUUCACGGCGAUAAUCAAUACACUUUCGACCGAUCAACAACGCGAGCCGACGUUCGACGACGAUGUAAGUAUCUCGUUUAUUUUUUCGGUCGUAUAUUUUCAACGGGUUUAGAAAAAAAAAAAAAAAAAAAACACACAAAUAUUUUAUUGUUUCUUUUCGCUUUUCGUUUGAUCCACGAUUUUUAAACAUACACAAUUUACGUACGUUAUUAGAAUACAAUAUAAUUCCAAUGAAAAUCGAUCAAACGUUUUUUUUUUUUUAUAAAAUACCUAUUAUACACGUAACGGUUAUUUUAUACGUGUGCCAUUUGUGUGUGUUGGCAGGACGAGGAGGACGGAUACUGUUGGGAAAUUAAACGUCGACUCAAGUCGUUGUUCCAGCCAUCGAAUAUCGACUCGUCCAUACUCACGGCCGCGAUGGUGAUUAUCGGUUGGAAAAUGUUCAUCAAACAGUAAUGCUGCAGUAUUAUUGUUAUUAUUAUUGAUUGAUUUUUUUUUUUUAUUAUUAUUUUUGAACGGAGAACUAAAGGGAGAGAGAGAAAAACAAAUUUUUUUCACAUAAAAAAGACUAUAUAUAUAACAAAAUAAAAAGUUCCAGUCACGGUUAUAGUGACUACAACAAACUUUUAAUAAUCUAAUCAAAUAAACCGUUGAUCUCAAAUAUUAGAAUUGUGAGAUGACUCCGUAACCGUAGCCAAAAAAUCAUAUUUUACUUUUAGUUCAUUAAUACUAUUAUCAUUAUUAUUUCGGUUUACUAUUAUUAUGAUAGUAAAUUAAUUAUUUAUUAUUAUUAUUUUAAUUUUUUUUUUUUUAACUAUUAUUGAUAAUAUUAGUGUUAUUAUAGCCGUAGCCAUAGAUAUUUUUAGAUGAUAAAGCGGUGGACGGACCGUGACUAUUAAGGCCCGACGAAAAUAUUCCACGGGUUACCGGGACGAUUAAACGCGGUAAUUGCGGCCCGGCGUGUACGCGGCGUUUUACUGGUAUCGCGCGACAAUAUUUGUCAACGAUGCGGACGUAUCUCGCAUACGCCGUUGCGGUUAGAUUUCCGGCGAGAACCGCGUGCGAUCCGUAACCACUAACCGGGUUUCACCGCACUCGGCGCGGUAACCCGCGCCGGUAUUUGUUGUCGUUAACGAUAUUACACCGCUAAGACCACGGGUAUUGCGAAUCGCGGUCCGUCCGUAUUUCCGUCUUAAUUUUUUAGGGUUAGGGUGUUUUAUUUAGCCGGUCCGCGCGCGAUCGUUGAGAAUCAAACUGCGGCCGAUCCGCCGGCCGGUUCGGUACUCAUUGGCGCGAGCGCGUACGGACUUUUUUUUUUUUUUUAACAUAGUUAAUGUUUAAAUUUUACGCAGGCAUGUUAUUGUGCGGAUAGAUACAUUUUGUGUCUCUGUCCGUUACGUGUCGUCAUUCUCUUCCGUCUAUUUCUAUUCUAUCUCUAUUUCUUUUGUACCUAAUGUCACUUCCCAUAGAACUGAGACCCGGUCUCAGUUCCGUUUGUUCACUGAUCUCGGUAAAACUGUAGAUUUCUGAACGUCACUGCCCGAGGCCCGCAGCUCCUGUCGGUCUCGGUUUUGAAUCAGUAGGAAAUACUAUACUUAUUUAGUAAUUUAGUACAUAUACAUUAUACAUAUAUAGUAAUAUAACGAAUCCAGCAAGAUGUCGUUCAGAUGUGUUUGUGUGUGUGUGUUUGCGUGUGUGUAUAUAUAUAUAUACACACGUGACGACGUCGAGGAAUCGUAAAAAAAAAAAAAAAAAACCAAAAAAACCAAAAAAAAAAAAAUUAUAACCAUUAUGUAAAUAUUAUCAUAUAAAGGUACGCUUGCUGGAUUUCGAUCGCGUGUAAUGGAUACGAAUAUUUUUUAAAGAAAUAUUAUUACGUUGCAUGUGUUUUAAUUCUUAUUUACUUUUUUUUUUCAUUUAUAUUUUAUCAUUUUUUUUUUUUUUUAUUUAUUUUCGAAAAGCAUUUCUGUGGUGUUUAAUAAAACCCGGACGUCGCCGGGGCCAAACGCUUCGAGCUUAAACCAUUCAUCGCGAAUUUCCUCCCGGCGACGCUCCUCGUUUCGCCCAUCAAAGCGUUUCUGUGAUUGUAUCUAUAAUUUUAAUCUAAUUUUACGUGUUUUUUUUUUUUCAUUUAUAUUUUAUCAUUUUUUUUUUUUUUUUUUUUUUUUUUUUUUUCAUAUUGUAUACCGAGAGAGAAUACGAAUUAUUUCCGCGAUACACGUUGCUUCGCGCGACGUUUUCCCGGCGAUUCUUAUUACAAAUCGCGUGUAUGCAUGUUAAAGAAAAGAAAAGAAAAAAAAAAAAACAACUUAAAACUUAAAUUUAGGUAUACAUACCUAAAGGAAGGAGAUCGUAUUGUGCGUAUAGUUUUAUAUUAGAAAUUAAGUAUUCAUAUUAUUAAUAUUAAUAACAAUACACUGACAUAGUUGAUUGUUUUAUUUAGACGUAUUUGUAGCGCAUAACGAAAUAAUCAAUCGAUUAAUAUGAUAAAAAUAUUAGAAUUGUAAUUAUUAUUAUUAUUAUUAUUAGUUAUUACGGUACACAAUGGUGUUCUUAGGUUAUCGGUAGGCGUAUAAGUAUAAUAUUAUUAUAGGUUUAUAGGUGUAUAGGUUCGAUUUUACUGUAUAACGUUGGAUAUGGAUAUGGAUAUGUUUCGUGAUUUAUUGACGAUGACGAACGUUUGAAUGUCGGUGGUAAAAUAUAUUAUUAUAUGGUCAUCUCUCUCUUCUGUAUAUAAGAAAAAAAAAAAAAAAAACCUCUCCCUCACGUAGGGAGAACGGUGGGAAAAUGUCGAUUAUAUUAGAAUAACGAUUGACGAAAGACUUGUUAUAAGCGUUUUGUGAUUCGAAUUUUUUUUUUUUUUUGAUUAUUGUAGGUAUAGAAUUUUAUAUUUGAUAUUUUUUAUUAUAUUAUUAUGUAUUAAUAUUAUAUUUUAAAUGUACAUAUUAUAUCCAUUAUUUUAUCAUUAUUAUUAUUAUUUUUUUUUUCAUUUAUACACGUAUAUUAUUACUACCUAUUAUUAUUAUUACAUACAUUAUUAUUGGAAAAAAAAAAAAAAAAUUAAAUUGUCGCGUGAAACAAUCGUCGCCAAACUAAAAAAAAAAAACAAAAAACAAAAAAAAAAAAUUAUAUUUAUGUCAAUUCUUAUUAUAUAAUGUGCGUUAUAAUAUUAUAUUAUUAUAUUUUUCGGUGUUGCGGACUCGAUUGGAAAGAAAAAAAAAAAAAAAUUAUAAUUUUCGCGCGUCCCGUUCACACAAUACCUAUUAUUAUAUUAUUUAAAUAAUUAUUAUGUUUUAAGAAAAAAAAAAAAAAUACGAAAAAAAAAAGCGCAAAUCACUGCCCCGCGCUGUAGUACUGCGGCUGCGGUAUACCGACGACUGCACACACACCUAUUAUAAAUCCGACCCACCGUUCAAAAAAAAAAAAAAAAAUUGUUUUUCUCUCCCCUUAGACUAUUUUUUUUUUUUUUUUUUGGUCUACUUAUUUGUACAAAUCGCAUGAAACGUAACAUACAAUACGACAUAAUAAUAUCAUAUUGUAUACAUUACGGUUACUUAGCUCAUUAAUAAUUAUACAAUCGUAAUAAAAUACCUAAUAUUUUUUAAAUUUUUUUUUUAAUUUUAUUUUUAUUAUUAUUAUUUUAUUUUAUUUUAUUUUUUUUUUUUUUUACCUUAUUAUUGUAUAACAUACAUUAUAUUAUUAUUAUUAUUAUUUUUUCGAUUAUUAUUAUAUUGUAUUUAGCGUGCGAGUGAUGCGAGUAACGCACACACGCGUCUUACUACCGUCGUCUUUCUAUAUAUACAUAUGCCAAUAUACCGCGUACGAAUAUAUAUAUAUAUAUAUAUAUACAUUAAUUUUUUUUAUUUUCUCGACGCAAAACAUAAAAUUAUUAUUAUUAUUAUUAUUAUUAUUAUUAUUAUUACAAUAAAACACUGCUGCAGAUUUCUGUAAACUAUAUUAUAUUGUAUUAUUAUAUAUAUAUCAUAUAUUAUCGUCCGUGUAAAACGGACAAUUAUAUGUAUUGAAGAAACAAUAAAAACGUUUGUAUUUAAAGAGAAAUUAAUUGAAAACAAUAAAAACAAAA
Messenger RNA from Cinara cedri, 8739 nucleotides. NCBI's taxonomy places the organism in Eukaryota, Metazoa, Arthropoda, Insecta, Hemiptera, Aphididae. The record is from the annotation of a GenBank genome assembly.